AUGUCUGACUGCAGUGCUCGUCGAUCGUCAAAAAUGCCCCAUCCAAAUGAUCUCCAUCGCUCCACUCAAUCAGCCUCAGCACCACCUGGAGAUGCAGCGCAAUUACCGCAAGGCCAGUGUCGUUAUAUCCUCACGAUACCGGAACUAAAAGGUCAUCGCUGCGGAUGUAUGGGCUUUCAUCACAACACAUCUCUUCCCGGCGCGACAUGUUACUGUGGCCAUUUCUCAUGCUUCCACUCAUCAACAUCCCUAAAAACAAGUGAGGACAUUACAGCUCUCAAGAAACGAGUACGAGAGCUCGAAGCGCAACUUCAGCAAAAAGGCAGCUACCAACUGGAGAAUCUCGUCGGUCGCAUUAGUGAUUUGGAAGAGGCGGUGGAAGGGAAUCAAGAAGAGGCGGCAAACCAGCUCAAGGCUUCGUAUCAGAACAGUUCGGCUGCUUGGCAAGUGAUAGAAGCACUGCAAGAGCGGAUCAAAAGUUUGGAGAAUUAUUGUCAAUUGUAUUGUGAGCAGAUGAUGGCGACGAGGAAGGAAGUCAAGGAACUGUAUAAUCGACAACUGGAGAUGAUGGAUGGAGAGGAGAGUUUGGAAGAAAGGAUAAAAAUGCUGGAGGAUCCAGGGAACCUAUUGCCGUUAUUCCAGAGUGGGCAGAUCAGUUCCGUGACUAUGGAUACGAGGUAGACAUGGACUGGGUGGCAUUAUGGCAGCUACGGGGCGAAGGGGC
This is a messenger RNA of Fusarium oxysporum Fo47, 724 nucleotides long. RefSeq lists its product as uncharacterized. Lineage: Eukaryota; Fungi; Ascomycota; Sordariomycetes; Hypocreales; Nectriaceae. Bases 1 to 681 code for a protein of 226 amino acids. The record is from RefSeq and is a predicted model, not a curated record. The transcript has a single exon.